AUGGAUGCCAGAGACAAGCAAGUGCUCCGCUCACUGCGUCUGGAGCUGGGUGCAGAGGUCUUGGUGGAGGGGCUGGUUCUGCAGUACCUCUACCAGGAAGGCGUUUUGACAGAAAACCAUGUUCAAGAAAUCAAAGCCCAAACCACAGGCCUCCGGAAAACAAUGCUGCUGUUGGAUAUCCUGCCUUCCAGGGGCCCCAAAGCGUUUGAUACCUUCCUAGAUUCCCUCCAGGAAUUUCCCUGGGUACGAGAGAAGCUGGAGAAGGCAAGAGACGAAGCCACAACUGAGCAGCCCACAGGUGACUGGAUGGCUGGAAUCCCUUCACACAUCCUCAACAGCUCCCCAUCAGACCGGCAGAUUAACCAGCUGGCCCAGAAGCUAGGCCCGGAGUGGGAGCCCAUGGUGCUGUCUCUGGGCCUGUCCCAGACCGACAUCUACCGCUGCAAGGCCAACCAUCCCCACAACGUGCAGUCACAAGUGGUAGAGGCGUUUGUCCGCUGGCGCCAGCGCUACGGGAAGCAGGCCACCUUCCUAAGUUUGCACCGGGGCCUCCGGGCUGUGGAGGCUGACCCCUCGCUGCUCCAGCACAUGCUGGAGUGAACCCAACCCUGCCAUUGGCUGGGGCAUGGGUCCCCAGUCACACAGGCCGAACGGGACUUCACCCAGCAAGUGGCUUUUCCUGGGUUAGUUUUUGGUUUCUUUUUUCUUUUCUUUUCUUUCCUUUUCUUUUCUGUGAGCCCUUAGUGGAAGGGAGAUCACCUGAAUUCUACUGGCUCGAUAAUUGCAAUGGCUUUAAUUGCUCGAAGAUUGCAUUGUUGUAACUGCACUUUUGAGCUGUGUGGUUGCCUUUUAACAGAAGAGAAGAAAACACAACAAAAGACCAUGCUACCACAUUGUAUGCGGGUGUCCUACAUACAAAGCAUUUACGUUGCCUGGAAACUGGACUGUGGACUUAGCUCUUCAUAAUGACGAUGAUAAUAAACAGUGAAUUGUGUUAUAGAA
Molecule: messenger RNA, 1002 nt
Organism: Phodopus roborovskii (desert hamster)
Lineage: Eukaryota; Metazoa; Chordata; Mammalia; Rodentia; Cricetidae
Gene: Cradd
Product: CASP2 and RIPK1 domain containing adaptor with death domain
Exons: 2
Coding region: 1-600 (199 amino acids)
Biological process (GO): regulation of apoptotic process; signal transduction
Molecular function (GO): protease binding; death domain binding
Source: RefSeq, a predicted model, not a curated record